Molecule: messenger RNA, 1309 nt
Organism: Brassica rapa (field mustard)
Lineage: Eukaryota; Viridiplantae; Streptophyta; Magnoliopsida; Brassicales; Brassicaceae
Product: 3-oxoacyl-[acyl-carrier-protein] reductase 1, chloroplastic
Biological process (GO): fatty acid biosynthetic process
Molecular function (GO): NAD binding; 3-oxoacyl-[acyl-carrier-protein] reductase (NADPH) activity
Source: RefSeq, a predicted model, not a curated record
UUACCAACUAAACACUGUACAACCUCGUCCGUAUCGCUUUUCGAAUUAAAUAUUCACACUUUUUUUUCUCCUUCCUUCAUUCGCCUCUCUCUCUCUCUCUACACUGUGUCGAUCUUUACGAGGUUCACUAGCUCGGACUCCCUUCUCAACCUCCUCCUCCUCCGUUCGAUGGCAACCACAGUCGCAGCAACGAAGCUCACCUCCUUGAAAGCCGUCAAGAAGCUCGGGUUCCGUGAGAUCCGCCAGGUCCGUCAAUGGUCUCCGCUUCAGUCCGCCAUGCCUCAUUUCGGAAUGCUCCGAUGCGGAUCGCCACAGUCAUUCGCAACCUCCACGGUUGUGAAAGCUCAGGCGACAGCUGUUGAGCAAUCGACAGGGGAAGCUGUUCCGAAAGUGGAGUCUCCGGUGGUCGUUGUGACUGGUGCUUCGAGAGGGAUUGGUAAAGCUAUUGCUCUUUCCUUGGGCAAAGCUGGCUGCAAGGUGUUGGUGAACUAUGCAAGGUCAGCAAAGGAGGCUGAGGAAGUUUCUAAACAGAUUGAAGCAUAUGGAGGCCAGGCUAUUACUUUUGGGGGUGAUGUCUCCAAAGAGGCUGAUGUGGAAGCCAUGAUGAAAACCGCUAUUGAUGCAUGGGGAACCAUUGAUGUCGUCGUCAACAAUGCAGGAAUCACUCGGGAUACCUUGUUGAUUCGCAUGAAGAAGUCCCAAUGGGAUGAAGUGAUUGAUUUGAAUCUCACUGGAGUGUUUCUCUGUACACAGGCAGCAACAAAGAUCAUGAUGAAGAAGAGAAAGGGAAGAAUCAUCAACAUAGCGUCAGUUGUUGGUCUCAUUGGUAAUAUUGGCCAAGCAAACUACGCUGCUGCUAAAGCUGGAGUUAUUGGGUUUUCCAAGACUGCCGCCAGAGAGGGUGCGAGCAGGAAUAUAAAUGUCAAUGUGGUUUGCCCUGGAUUCAUAGCAUCUGACAUGACUGCCAAGCUUGGAGAAGACAUGGAAAAGAAAAUCUUGGGAACAAUUCCAUUAGGACGAUAUGGACAACCUGAAGAUGUGGCUGGCUUGGUAGAAUUCUUGGCUCUCAGUCCUGCAGCCAGUUACAUCACCGGACAGGCAUUCACCAUUGAUGGAGGUAUUGCCAUCUAGGCAUUUGUUAAGAGUUGCUUUGUGUUUAGGCAAAACCGAUUUGGUAAAACAGACAAAGUUGAGUUUAUUCUGGCACUUGGUUGGAUUUCUGUUCUGUGGAUUCUGUUUGGAGAGAAAUCUAAAACGCAUUGCUUAAACUAAGUUACGUAAUAUAUGAACCAAAGAGCUUUGUACUUUA